This is a messenger RNA of Lineus longissimus, 4808 nucleotides long. Its product is annotated as condensin complex subunit 1-like. Gene Ontology annotation, molecular function: histone binding. The record is from RefSeq and is a predicted model, not a curated record. Bases 85 to 4518 code for a protein of 1477 amino acids. Gene Ontology annotation, cellular component: nucleus; condensin complex; condensed chromosome, centromeric region. The transcript has 27 exons. Gene Ontology annotation, biological process: mitotic cell cycle; meiotic chromosome condensation; mitotic chromosome condensation. Lineage: Eukaryota; Metazoa; Nemertea; Pilidiophora; Heteronemertea; Lineidae.
UAUUUAUCCACGUUCCAUCAGAACUCCUCCAUUCACUCAUUACAGAGACUGGUACUUGACGUAGUUCUUCACUAAAGCAGCAAGAUGAGUUAUGAAUUCAUUGUGCCGAUGACCAAAGAUGAUUUACUGAACCGGACGACGUUCAGUCAGUAUGUAGUGGAUGAAAUCUACACCUUGAGACAGCUCCCAAUGAAAAUACAAGAUUACAAGAAUUUCUAUCGAUCCAAGGGACCUCAUGCGAUUCUGGAAAGAUUUGAUACUCUUUUCAGUAUUUUGAUGAAUUUUCAUGACGCUGAUGCUACCCUGAGAGAAGAGGCCUAUGACAUGAUACUGAAAGGCAUCAUGAAGCACACCAAUGAAUUGCCUCACUUCAUCGACGACAUCCUCGAGAAGCAGGAUCGUGUGGACAAUCUCAACAUCGUCAAGAUGCACUGUUAUCUUCUCUGUCAGUUUAUUGAGAUGUUUGAGGCUGAGAAUAGUAAACCUGGCAUCACCACAGGAAAGGGUCGCGGUAAAGCACAGAAGAGACCUGACAACCUGCGAUGGGAUCAUGAUUGUGAGCGAGGUGUCCAUGCUCUGCUCAAGAUAGUCCAGCAGAACAUCUACCGGCUCUGGGAUCCACCAGUCAUUGAAGAGGAGUUUGUUAAUAUGCUGACCACCUGCUGUUACAAGUUACUGGAGAACCCUGCCAUCAACCGUAACAAGGCUGUCAGAGACAUUAUCUUCAACAUCAUUGGUAUCAUGGUCAAGAAAUAUAACCAUGCUUUGAGUGCUACCUUAAAAAUCAUCCAGCUCCUGCAGCAUUUUGAGCACAUGGUCGGCCCGCUAUCACAGGCUGUGGAGUUGUUUGUGAAUGAGUAUGGAGCACACACUAUUGUGGGUGAAAUAAUGAGAGAAAUUGGUCGCAUGGACACUCGUGAUUUGGCGCGGGAUUCCUCCGGUACUCAUGCAUUUGCUCAGUUCAUGGUUGAAUUGGCGGAGAAGGUCCCUGCUGUUAUGUUACCGAAUAUGAGUGUGAUUAUCCCACAGCUGGACGAAGAGCCGUACACAAUGAGGAAUGGGGUCCUCGGUGUGAUGGGAGAGAUCCUCAUCCAGACGCUCAGCAAAGAUAACCUGGAUAACAAGCAGAAGGCAACCAGGGAUACUUUCCUUGAUAAACUUGAGGAGCAUAUUCAUGAUGUGAAUGCAUUUGUCCGUAGCAAGACCCUUCAAAUCUGGUUGAACAUCGUCAAAGAGAAGGCCCUCCCCCUGACGAGGCAGGCAGAUGUCGUGGAUCUUGUGAUUGGCCGCCUCCAGGACAAGUCGAGCCAAGUCAGGAAGUAUGCCAUGCAGCUGGUAGUGGCCCUGAUGAAAAGCAACCCAUUUGCUGCAAAGCUCUCCAUUGAGGAACUCACCGCCAGCUAUGAAAAGGAGCGAGAAAAGCUGAAGGAGAUGAUGCCUGACGCUCCCCCUGAACCAGUGGUUGAUCCUACCACUGCUGCUCUGGAAGUAUGGACCGGUCUCCAGGAAGGGGUUGAGGUUGCAGUGAUUGAAGUCGUGGAGGAGGGUCGCACCCCUAAUAAUGAUCUUAUUGAUGAUGAGGACACAGCACUUGGGGUCAUGAAGAAGAUCACUGCGCACCUGAAGAAUCAUGAGAUACGAGAGGCUGUGGUGCUGCUCCAGGUGGCCAAGGAGGCAUUCACUGAGGAGCCGAUGCUGAUGGAUGCGCCUGCUGAUGAGGAGGACGGGGAGGAGGGGGAGAGGGUCGAGAGGAAUCUUGUGGAUACGAUGAAGGCAGUCUUCAUGGCUUGUUCUAUUGAUCGAGUUCCCUCAAUCAGUUCACCUGGUGGUGGUGAAUCACAGAACCCGAUGUUGAAUGAGAUCCACAAACAGCAAGUUCUAGUUCAGUAUCUGAAGGAUUGUGUCACGUUCAUCAGCCAGAUUCAGAAAGCCGUGCAGACCAUCUGCCAGCUGCUCGGCUCAAAGAUCACCACAGACAUCUUGGAGGCCAUCCAGUUCUUCGUGACGAGUUUUGAAUUUGGAGUGAUGAACGCGAUGAUUGGUGUGAGGAGGAUGCUGGCACUUGUCUGGUCCAAGGAGGGUGGUAUCAAGGAUGCUGUAGUCAAUGCUUAUAGGAGGCUUUAUCUGUGUCCUUCUGAGGGAAACCAAAGGACGAAGGCUAUAGCUGUAGUGAAGAAUCUGACAGCUCUGACCCAGGGUGCCUCGAAAGGUGAGCUGACGUCUCUUGAGGAACUCAUCCAGGAGUUUGUACGCAGCGGCGACAUCAACCAGAGCGUGAUUAAGGUGUUGUGGGAGAAGUUUGCCAUGAAGAUCCCUGCGACCACAAGUGACGAGAGUCGCGCGGCGCUGGUACUCCUCGGAAUGGCAGCUGGCGCUGAGGAAGGCAUUGCUGAGAGCAACAUCAAGGUGUUGGUGCAGGAAGGAUUGGGUGACCGUGGCGAGCAGAGCCUCAUCCUUGCUAAAGAUGCCUGUGCUGUCUUACUCAAAUUGGGGGGUGCUGGGAAGCCAAAGGCAGGUUCUAUCGUUGAGCCAUACAAACUGCCCCAAGACCACGACAUGUUCAUUCAUCUUCAGCAUCUCAUUGUUAGAGGUUUCAAGAAUGGUGAAGACCCUUACUGGAUUCCAUUCACUGAACAAGCCAUCAACGUCAUCUACAAGUUAGCAGAACAUCCCGAUGUUAUCGCAACCAACAUCCUCAAAUCACUGGUGGCGGCCAUUGCUGAGCAGACGGCAGUUCCGACAGAAACCAUGGAAACGGUACAACUAAGUGCUGAGGGUGAAACGGAGGGACAAGGGGAGGAGAAAGAAACUCAAGAUUCUGAACAAACAGACAGUCAAACCGUAGACAAACCCGAGGACUCCGAGCCCACUUCCAGCCAGUCUUCCCAGGGCUCCCAGGCACUGACCCAACCAGAGCUCAGCUGUCCCGCCAAGUCCUUGACCAUGUUGGUCUCCCUUGCUGGCCAUUGUGCCCUGCGGCAGCUUAUUCACCUUGACGUGGCUGUCUUUGGGGAGUUAAAGCGACGACAUCAGGUACAGGAGGAGCAGGCAGUGACGAAGAAGAAGAGGAGUUUAUCUGCUGCCACGCCAAGAACUAAGGAGAGUGUAGCCGAGACGAUUGAAGAAGAAAUGGGCCUUGCUGGAGCUGCGGCAGAGGAUGCUGAGGCAGAGUACAUCAGGAAGAUAUGUGAGACUGAUAUCGUCAACGGUGAAAACUUCCUUGCGAUCUUGCGGCCAGUUAUUGUGACGAUUUGCAACAAUCCAAAGAAGUAUUAUGACCCUGACCUUCAGACGGCUGCGACGUUGGCUCUGGCAAAGUUCAUGCUGGUCAGCUCUGAAUUCUGUGAAGAUCAUCUCCAGCUGUUAUUCACCAUCCUGGAAAAGUCUCCCAACCCUGUCAUCCGUGGUAACACCAUCAUCUCACUUGGUGACUUGACCUUCCGCUUUCCCAACCUGAUCGAGCCAUGGACCCAAAACCUCUACGCCAGACUACGAGACGACUCGCCACAAGUGCGCCGAAACACGCUGAUGGUGCUGACCCACCUUAUCCUGAAUGACAUGGUCAAGGUCAAAGGUCAGAUCAGCGAGAUGGCUACAUGCAUCAUGGAUAACGAUCCUCGGAUAUCUAGUCUGGCUAAGUUAUUCUUCCUGGAACUUGCAAAGAAGGGUAAUGCUGUUUACAACAUCAUGCCCGACAUGGUCAGUCGGCUCUCUGACUUGGACGUUGGUGUGACUGAAGAAAGCUUCCGCACGAUUAUGAAGUAUCUAUUUGGUUAUAUCUCGAAGGACAGGCAGUGUGAAAGCUUGGUGGAGAAACUUUGCCACAGAUUCAGGGCAACAAGAUCCGAGCGCCAGUGGCGUGACAUAGCCUUCUGUUUGUCGUUGUUGACGUACUCUGAGCGCAGCAUACGGAAACUCACAGAGAACUUUGCAUGCUACGGAGACAAGUUGGCCGACAACGAUGUUUUCAAUUCAUUCUGUGUUGUACUGACAGCGUCAAAGAAGUUUGCCAAAGCAGAUAUCAAGGCAUUGGUCGAAGAACUCGAGGUGCGAAUUGAGGAGUGUCAUUGUAAAGGUCUUAACGAUGAAGAAGUUGCUGACAAGGCCAAGAAGGCAUCACAGGCUGCUAAGGCGUUUAGACAGGCACGCUCACCAAGAGGUCGAGGACGAUCACCACCAACUGCGAGAAAAACACGACAAGGACUAAAGAAGGAGAUUCUGAGUGACGAUGACAUCCAACCAACGCAGCAGCACCAAGGUGGCAGAAAACAGCGCCCAAAGCUGAGAUUCAGCUCUAGUGAGGAUAGUGAUUUAGAACUGUUUGAUGUUGAUGACAGUCAGAAAGAUUCCGAAUGUCAGAAAAGCGCUAGCGACAGUGAGAAUCAUGACCCUGGAGCUUGCAAAGUGGAAAGUCUGGAAGCAAAGGUUGUCAAGAGUGCCAAGAAACAAAAACCUACGGUGAAGAGCGGGAGUACCAGGAGGACGCCGGCCCGCCGGGUCAGGAGUGUUCGUACGUAGAGGGGGAGGAAGGUUAGAUAGACAGUGAGGUGCUGGAAGACCCGAGUGACAAUGUUCAAUGAACUUUUGAUGUUUAUUGCCAAUGGUACUCUUCCUGUGCUGCAUUUGGCUCUUUUCCAGAGUCUAGUUGGGCAACAUACUAGCCCACAGAGUUCAGCUGAUUUGGAUUUUAAUGAAUUGUGGUCCACAGCAAAAUGUGUUUAUCCCCAGAUCUUUAGCCUGGCACAAACACUCAGUAAUGGAAUGUGUCUCUUCUGGACUCCUGCUGUCACUUGAAUUAUAUUACUCAU